AAGUUGUAUCGUUUCUGUUUGACAGCUCUGUACAAGAUUUGGGAUAACCUCAUCGCGUUUAUUGUUGACCACCGCGUGAUAUUACUUAUUCAUUAUUUGGUUCGGUGAUCGUUCAGUUUAUUGUGCACAUAUCAAUCCACGAUGGGGAAGGUACGUUCAACACCGGGUGCCCCCCGGAAACAGGGGUUCAACAAAUCUGGCCAUUCUAUGAAUCCCGACCGACCAACUGAGGGGUUAAAAGGCGUUGGGAAUCCCAGGACAAAAGGCACCAUCAAAAGGCUUCAGAUGUAUAGGAAUUUCAAAGCUAAAAGAGACAAGACUGGUAAAAUUCUGACUCCAGCGCCAUUCCAAGGUUGGUUACCGUCUGGUACUCGGGCUCGAGUGGAACCCAACCAAAAAUGGUUUGGAAACUCACGCGUUAUAUCACAGAGCGCUUUACAAAAGUUCCAAGAAGAAUUUGGAGCUGCAGUCAAAAAUCCUUACCAAGUGAUUAUGAAACCAACCAAUUUACCCAUAACAUUGCUAAAUGAAAAGGCGAAGAAUGCUAGAGUACAUUUAUUAGACACAGAAGGUUUUGAUAAAACAUUUGGGCCAAAAAAACAAAGAAAGCGAGUAAACUUGAAAUUUAAUGAUAUUCAUGCAUUACACAAAGCUGUCGAGGAGAGUGUCGACAAUUAUGAUGAAACUAAAGAUAUAGAUAGAGUCCGUGAGGAUACCGGUGUUAAGGAAGGGCAGCGAGACUGGGUGUUUGGGGCAGGAAUGAGCAAAAGAAUAUGGAAUGAAUUGUACAAAGUCAUUGAUUCAUCUGAUGUGCUUCUCCAGGUUCUAGAUGCUAGGGAUCCCAUGGGGACAAGGAGUCCAUAUGUUGAAAAAUUUCUCAGAGAUGAAAAACCUCAUAAACAUCUCAUUUUUGUUUUAAAUAAAGUUGACUUAGUCCCCAACUGGGUUACACAACGUUGGGUUGCAAUCCUUAGUGCAGAAUAUCCUACAAUUGCUUUUCACUCUUCAUUAACACAUCCUUUUGGCAAAGGUUCAUUGAUUAACUUAUUGCGACAAUUUGGUAAACUGCAUAUUGACAAGAAACAAAUAAGUGUUGGAUUGAUAGGUUAUCCUAAUGUAGGAAAAUCAUCUGUGAUAAAUACUUUGAGGUCAAAAAAAGUCUGCAAAGUUGCCCCAAUUGCUGGUGAGACUAAAGUAUGGCAGUAUAUUACCUUGAUGAGGAGAAUAUUCCUUAUAGAUUGUCCUGGUAUUGUGUACCCAUCUGCCGAGACAGAUACUGAGAAGGUAUUGAAAGGUGUUGUAAGAGUAGAAUUGGUUCAAAACCCAGAAGACUACAUUGAAGAAGUAAUUAAACGGGUCAGAAAGGAGUAUUUAAUUAAAACAUACAAAGUGGAUGGUUGGGACACAGCUACUGGGUUUUUAGAAAAACUUGCUGCAAGGACCGGAAAAUUGUUAAAGAAAGGAGAACCCGAUGUAAAUCAAGUGGCCAGAAUGGUUCUUAAUGAUUGGCAAAGAGGUAAAUUGCCAUUCUAUGUAGCGCCUGAAGGAUUUGAAGUGCCAUUAUCAAAGCAACAAAAAGAGGAUGUUAAGGAACCACCACCAACAAGUGAGAAUAAGAGCAAUGAAGAAACUGCUCCAGAUGCCCCUGAAACAGAGGAAGCAAAUGAGAAAGGAAUAGUUGAUAAACCAAUAGUACAUAUAAAUAAAUUAAUGAUAGCUCAAGACUUUGCAAAAAUAAAAGUUGGACUACAAUUUGACAAUGAAAAAGAUAUUAAAACUUUAGAGGAAAUGAACAUCCCAGAGGAAUUGAAGAAUAUAGAUGAUGGAGAUGGUGAUGAUAAUGAAUCGAAAAGUGCGAAGGACAUUUACAAGAGCAGUGAAGGUGAUAAUGGUGAUGAUUCUUCCGACAUUAGUGAGUUUUAUAGUAAUGAUGAAAAGGACUUGAGUGAUGCUGAGGACUAUUUAACAAAUGAUCCAGAUACUAUUAAGGAAUUGAAAAGAAAGAAAAUGGAAGCAGCUAGUGGAGCCUUUACAAUAGAAGAAGUUCCUCAAAAUUCAAAGAAACAAAAAACUAAUCCAAAUAACAAACAAAGCACAAAGAAAAUCACUGCAAGGCAAAGAAGAGCUAUUGAAAGAGCUCAACGACGAACCAAGACUGGAAGCAACUUUUAUGAAGUUUCCAAUAUGUCAUCUGGCAGUGAAAGUGACGAAGAUUAUGUUCCUAAAGAACCAGAACAGUUAUCCGAAGAAGAGUCAGCAGAUGACGAAACUGAAAAACAAUACGACGCAGAGGUCGAAAAUAAUAAGAAAAGAAAAGCGAUUCAAGAAGGUAAAGGGAAAAAGAAAUUAAAAAAGGCAAAAGUAACAAGAACCAAACCUGACCCAGAACCAAUAGAGGAAGAUGACAGGGAAACAGAAGUAAAAUUAAAUCCUGAAGAAGAAAAGAAAAGAGAAGAAGAUCUUUGGGCUAAAUUUCUUGAAGGCACUGAUAGUAAACCUAAGGCAAAAGAAAGUAACAUUCCUAAAGAUCCCAUUAAAACUGUUGUAAAGGAAGAAAAACCACAAACAAGCACAAAACAUAAUGACGAUUUAAAAGAAAAAGAAAGGAGAAUUUUUGAGUUUGCUGGUGAAACAAUUAUUGUGGAAAAUAACGUUAUUAAAGAGAAAAUGAAAAAAUCUGAUACUCCUGGUGACUCAAAUAAAGAAGAUGGACCUUCACAAGUGUCAAUAAGUAAUAAAUCUGCAGGAAAAUCUGGCUUAUCUAAUAUAUUAGGCAACUUAAACAAGAAAAAUAAGUUGUCGACAUUGGAGAAAUCAAAGCUCGAUUGGACAACUUAUAAGCAAGAAGAAGGCAUAGAAGAGGAAAUACAGAGUCACAACAAAGGAAAGCAAGGGUACUUGGAGCGUCGAGAUUUCUUAGAGCGAGCGGAUCUGCGCCAAUACGAGAUUGAAAGAGACUUGAGAAUGAACCGUCGUAGCAACCGAUAAACAAUAUUAAAUGCCACAGAGCAAUUCAAAUUUACAAAUAAAUUCUUGAGUACCUACCUCGUAAAAGAA
Messenger RNA from Manduca sexta (tobacco hornworm), 3057 nucleotides. It is a transcript of the gene Ns2, whose product is annotated as nucleolar GTP-binding protein 2. Lineage: Eukaryota; Metazoa; Arthropoda; Insecta; Lepidoptera; Sphingidae. The record is from RefSeq and is a predicted model, not a curated record. The transcript is spliced from 4 exons. Gene Ontology annotation, cellular component: nucleolus. Gene Ontology annotation, molecular function: GTP binding. The coding region runs from base 142 to 2988 and encodes 948 amino acids.